AUGGAGAGAUCCACUGUGGUGUCGGGCCGCAGGAGUCCCCCAGUACCAGAUUACAACAUCUCGACCUCCACCUUGGCCUUCGACCAGCAUUUCACCACGACCGCUGAGGGAGUUCUCCUCCAGGCUGAAAUAGUGUUUGGUAUGUUAGUGUGGAUUCUCAUUGGGGGUACAGAGUAUUUUCAUCUCCCUGGUCUUUGCUGGGUGAUGUUUGUCGCCAUCUCGUGCUGGGCUCUGACAGUUUGCCUGUUUUUAAUUUAUCUCACUGGAGCUCACAGGAGAAUUCCACGGGUCCCCUGGACGACACUGUCCCUGUGUUUCAACUGCAACGCAACAGCUCUCUAUCUCGUGACAGCAGUAGCAGAUGCUCUGACUGUCAACCAGGCCACUAGGGGGCGGCACAACUACAACUGCUGGGUCGCAUCUACAUUCUUUGCCUCUCUGACCACACUGUGCUAUGCAGGAAGCAGCUACCUGAGUUUCCACGCCUGGAAAACCACAGAGGAGGAACACUAGUUUAAUUAUGUUACCAUCAACCAAGGAGGUGCAUUACUGAGGAAAGAACAUGAGGGGAAUAUCAGAUGACAGGAGAUCAAGCUUCAAACAAGAUGCUUCAGUUCAAUCAAAACUUGAGAGGAGACUGUAAAUGUUCAAGAUGGAAUUCAGAGUAUUUGACAGGUAAUUCAGUUAAGUUCAUUGAAGACAUAAAUCAAUUUAAAGAUGAAACAAAAAGCUGCUUUCAAAAUGUAUGUGGUUGUUUGUGCUUAGUGGCGUCACACUGAAGUCAUCUACACUCAUCAGUGUUCUUGUGUGGAACAAAAGAAUAGCACAUUUAAAACAAAUUAAAUAUUGUGUAUGUGUGGUGGACAAACAGAGUCAGUUUUUCUUUUGAUUAUUUGUCAUGUAAUCUACUUAACAGACACAGUUAAUCAGUGGUUCUUCUCAAGGGUUAGCUUCUAUAGCGCAGACCUCCUUAAAUUCAAUCAAAGUGAAGCAAAUUUCACACACUUAUAGAUAUCAGUUCCCUCAAUAUGCCUUUUUUCAUCAACAGCCAUGAAUUGCUUCUGGGAAAGUGGCAAAUAUGUAAAAAAUUGCUAGAUCUGGCAAAGUUAAAAUGUGUUGUGGGAUUUCCGUUCAGCAUUUUUUGUACCAUCCUGCCAACAAACUAACAAAAACUUCCUUGGCAGAGAUAACCACAACUGACUAAACAAACAAAUGCUGACCUCAUGACCAGAUUCAAGACCAUUCAGAGUCAGUCACACAAAUGGUUAAGUAGCAGAUUUAACGUUUCGUUUCGACUAGUUUGUGUUUUAGAUCAUUUAAUCUACCUUCUGGUGUUGAACAAAUGAAGAGAGGUUGAAAACAUUCUGAGGAAAAGCUGCAACGCAGACAGAGGUCAGGCUGUGAAUAUGUAGCUUCAAACUGUCCAUGUUUAAUUGGCUGGUUUGAAAAAAUAAAUUAAAAUCUUCUCAAGACAAGAAACCAUCAAAUGAGUAAAUGAUGAUAGAGAGAAUGUUUGGCUCCCUAUUUGUUGUUAAUGUAAGCUUUAGCAUUUAUAAAUCACUGUGCCACUCUGACAGCUGCUGGUAUUUCUUAUGGCAUCCGUCACACUCCGACACACACUGGCAACGUUGAAACUGAGAUGUUUUCUUGUGUGUUCCUCAGUGCAUAGGUGGACAUUUUGAAUCAAUUAACAAACCUUGAAGAUCAAUAUCUGAUGGAUUUUGACCAAGCAAUUAUUUUGUAUUGGCUCUCUUUUGUGACAUACUCAGAUAAUUGUAUAAGAGCCUAAAAAUAUGUAUCAACUAGAUUAUAAGAAAUAGGAAUAAUUCAGUCUCCUCCCUCCGUAGAUAAAACCUGCAAUAUAAGUUAACUUUUUUGGAGGGAGAGUGGUGAUUGGUAAAGGGUAUGGAUAGGGAAAAUGAUUACACAUUUUAACAGUGUUUGCUUGCACCCGAAUUUAAUAAGAUUCAAAUUGUAC
This is a messenger RNA of Limanda limanda (common dab), 1978 nucleotides long. RefSeq names its product CKLF-like MARVEL transmembrane domain containing 8b (gene cmtm8b). Gene Ontology annotation, molecular function: structural constituent of myelin sheath. The transcript has 4 exons. Gene Ontology annotation, biological process: myelination. The coding region runs from base 1 to 513 and encodes 170 amino acids. Gene Ontology annotation, cellular component: membrane. NCBI's taxonomy places the organism in Eukaryota, Metazoa, Chordata, Actinopteri, Pleuronectiformes, Pleuronectidae. The record is from RefSeq and is a predicted model, not a curated record.